CUUCUGUUUAUAUUUACUACUUGCGGAUAGAACUUCACACAACCGGCGUUAUUCAUUCCGUAAAUUUUAACUCAAAAAGUAGUUUAAAUUAUUGCAAUAUCUACGCAUUGUGUACAAUAGGAAGUUUGCAAGAUGUUCGAAGAUCCUCAAAGCUCGGACGAAGAAAGCCCCGUCCCGGAUUCCGAUUCCUGCAAACCAAAGGAAUUGAACCGAUUAUUCGAGCACCGCAUCGAAGCUAGUUCGGAACUUGCAGCCUCCCUCAAGCGGACGUGCGGUCUCCACCUGGCGCUUUCCAACGAUGGUCGCAAACUGGCAGUGGGCUUGUCUCGAAAGGAACUUCAGUUAUAUGACCUGGGAACCGAUGGGAACCUGGUGUUGAGCGAAGGUAGUUUUACCAAGUACGGAAGCACUAUCAGGGGAGUGCGAUUCUUUGAGGGCGAUCCCAAUGCGCUGAUGGUUUGCACCGAAGAAGGGGACGUAAGCUGGUACGAUUUGCGUUCCGGAUGCAAACCGGUUCAUGUCUUCGAGGACACCUCGGAAGGUCCGAAGAAAACCAUGACCGCAUUCGACAUCAAUCGGAACGAUCGAGUUUUGUGCGCUUCGACGGAGGUUCAGAAGGGUGGCGACAGUUUCCUGCUGUUCUUCGACAUCCGGGAACGAUCGUUCCUGGGAAGCUACUGGGAAUGCCACAGCGAAGACAUCACCAACGUACGAUUCCAUCCGACCAAUCCGGACCUGCUGAGCAGCGGAAGUGUCGAUGGUCUGAUCAAUGUGUUCGACAUCUCCCAGCCCACCGAAGACGAUGCCAUGCAAACCUGUUUCAACGUGGAAGAUGCCAUCGAAUCCAUCAAUUGGCACACGAGUCCUACCGACCAGGACUGGAUUUCUUGCAUUACGACCACCAACAACUUCCACCUGUAUGACGUCGAAAGCCAGGACAUGGUUGUGGAGUUCGAUAGGCAAAGGAUAACGGACGCGAUGAAGAGGAGCUCGUCGAUAGACUGCAAUGUGGUCAAUACGCACAACGAUGGCAGCGGGGGAUUCUUCCUGCUGGCAGGAUCGAAUUAUAACAAAGGAGAAUGCCUGCGCUCGCUCAAGUAUGACAACAAGCACCUACUCCCGCAUAGGAAUUUCCUGCACAACAGGCAAAUCAUUCGAGCCAGCGUGUACAACGAAAAGGAACACUGUCUAAUCACCACCGGCGAAAGUGGCCUCAUCGCGGUGUGGCGCUGCGAGACUUCGACGGAUCAGCCACCAUCAUCGGAACACGACGUCAGCGCGAGCAAAAACUUGAAACAGAAGCUUCACAUUAGUCAUCGUUCGAAACCUUACUGAGCUAUAUCUGUAAUGCGCUGAUUGAACCCGCAUAUUUCCAAACCCAUAAGUGCACUUCUCGUAUCUAUCGCUGUUCCGAGUAUGUAAUGACGAUACUUGGACCGUUCAAGUAUGUUUGAAUUGUGUCGGAAAGUAUAUCGAGUUGAUUUCCAAAUUCUA
Messenger RNA from Aedes aegypti (yellow fever mosquito), 1494 nucleotides. Its product is annotated as WD repeat-containing protein 89. The record is from RefSeq and is a predicted model, not a curated record. Bases 133 to 1335 code for a protein of 400 amino acids. Gene Ontology annotation, molecular function: protein binding. The transcript has 4 exons. Lineage: Eukaryota; Metazoa; Arthropoda; Insecta; Diptera; Culicidae.